GGCUCAAGCUGGGUUUAGAGGCACAAGCUGUUGAGCUAAAAGGCUCAAGGCCAAUGACAGAGGCGUCCUUCGGGGCCUUGAAGAAGAGCGCGGACGCGUUGAAGUCGACGCACCUGAGAGACUUGUUGAAAGAUGAAGCCAGGUGUGAUGCGAUGAUGGUGGAGGCUGAGGGCAUUUGCCUCGACUACUGCAGACAAAAAGUCACUCAGGAGUGCAUGACUCAGCUCUUCGACCUGGCCAAGGCAGCAGGUGUCGAAGAAAAGAAAAAGGCGCUCUUCGCCGGAGAAAAGAUCAACCAGACGGAGGGCCGGGCAGUUUUGCACGUCGCCCUGCGGGCCCCUCCCCAGGAGGUGAUCAACGUUGAUGGGAAGAACGUGGUGCCUGAGGUGCACUCAGUCCUGGAUGCGAUCAAGGCCUUCAGCGAGAAGGUCCGCAGUGGCAGCUUUGUGGGCCACACAGGCAAGACGCUCACGGACGUGCUUUGCAUCGGAAUCGGUGGCUCCUACCUGGGUGUGGAGUUCGUCCAUGAAGCACUGCGCACCGACCCAGCAGGGGCGCAGGCCGCGCAGGGGCGCUCCUUGCGGUUCUUGGCCAAUGUGGAUCCCAUCGACGUGAAACGCGCGCUGACCGGGCUUAAUGCUGAGACGACCUUGGUUGUGGUGAUCUCCAAAACGUUCACUACGGCAGAGACCAUGCUGAAUGCACGGACUGUAAAGGAUUGGCUUCUGAAGGAGCUCAAGAGCGAAGCCGCCAUCGCCAAGCACGUCAUCGCUUGCUCCACCGCCCUAGACAAGACCAAGGCCUUUGGUAUUGACUCGGACAAUGUCUUUGGCUUUUGGGACUGGGUCGGGGGUCGGUUCUCUGUGUGCAGCGCGGUGGGUGUGGUGCCUCUCUCCUUACAGUAUGGCUUCGAUGUGGUGAAGAAGUUCUUGGACGGUGCACGGGCGAUGGACUUGCAUUUUAAAGAUGCGCCCUUGGACCGGAAUUUACCCACACUCUUGGGUCUUCUUUCUGUAUGGAACGCUUCCUGUAUGGGAUAUGAGGGCUGCGCCGUGCUCCCGUAUUGCCAGGCGUUGGUGCGCUUUGUCGCCCACAUUCAGCAGUUGGACAUGGAGAGCAACGGCAAGCGAGUUCAAAUGGACGGCAAAGAGUGCACCGUUCCGACGGGCGCCAUCUAUUUCGGUGAGCCGGGCACCAAUGGACAACACUCCUUCUACCAGCUGAUGCAUCAAGGGCGCGUGAUUCCAGCGGACUUCAUCGGCUUCAAGGUGUCCCAGAAUCCCAUCAGCUUGGAUGGUGAGCCUGUCUCCAAUCAUGAUGAGCUCAUGUCCAACUUCUUCGCGCAACCAGAUGCCUUGGCCCUGGGCAAGACCGCCGAGGAGCUCAAGGCCUGGUCUCGGCCCGGCCUUUUUCAGGCUGAGAAGGUGCCGGAGAACUUGGUCCCGCACAAGGUGUUCACCGGAGAUCGACCGUCCAAUUCGCUGCUGCUGCCCAUCUGUGAUCCGUACAAUCUCGGGCUUUUGUUGUCCCUCUACGAGCACCGUACUGCAGUGCAAGGAUGGGUGUGGAAUGUGAACAGUUUCGAUCAAUGGGGCGUGGAGCUGGGGAAGGUCUUGGGAGUGAAGGUCCGAAAGUUCCUCUCCACCGCUCGUUCAGGUGGCGGAGAUAUGUCAGGCUUCCAGAAGCCGACGCAGAAGCUGAUGAGUGCCAUGCUGAGCACACCUUCUGGAGCUAGUGACAGGAUUGUGAUGCUGAAGGCGCGCGAGAUCUUUGAUUCACGUGGCAAUCCCACCGUCGAGGUGGACUUGUGUACCGAGAACUGCCUCUUCCGGGCCGCUGUGCCCUCCGGCGCCUCCACGGGCAUCUACGAGGCCUUGGAGCUCCGAGAUGCAGACAAAAACCGCUUGCUGGGCAAAGGUGUCCUGAAAGCGGUGGCCAACAUCAACAGCGUAAUCGCGCCAAAGCUGAUGGGAAUGAAGGUCACCGAGCAAGCGACCUUGGACAAGCUCAUGGUCGAAGAGAUGGAUGGCAGCAAAAACGAAUGGGGAUGGUCUAAGUCCAAGCUUGGUGCCAAUGCGAUCCUAGCAGUGUCGAUGGCCAUUUGCCGUGCGGGGGCCGCGGUGGAAGAAGUACCCCUCUACCAGUACAUUGCGAAGUUGGCGGGCAAGCCCACGGAGGAGUUUGUGAUGCCCGUGCCCUCCUUUAAUGUGAUCAAUGGUGGAAGCCAUGCGGGGAAUCGCUUGGCCUGUCAAGAGUUCAUGAUCCUCCCUACAGGUGCGACCUCCUUUCGGAACGCCAUGGAGAUUGGUGCGGAGGUUUAUCACAACCUGAAGAGUGUGAUCAAAAAGAAGUAUGGCCAGGAUGCCUGCAACGUGGGAGAUGAGGGAGGCUUUGCCCCGAACGUGCAAGACAACAACGAAGCCCUCGAUGUGCUGAUGGAGGCCAUUAAGAAGUCGGGCCACGAGGGCAAGGUGCAGAUCGGCACCGACGUGGCGGCCUCCGAAUUCUGGAAGCCAGAGCUCAAGAAGUACGACUUGGAUUUUAAGAAUGAGAGUGGAAGCAGCGCUGGGAUGCAGAAGACUGCUGAGGAGAUGAUAGACUACUACAAGGCGUGGUUCUCCUCCUAUCCCUUCGUGUCCAUCGAGGACCCCUUCGACCAAGAUGACUGGGACGCCUACUCCAAGUUCAACGCGGCGGUGGGCGAUCAAGUGCAGAUCGUGGGAGAUGACCUGCUGGUCACAAACCCCACGAGGGUGCGAAAAGCCUUGGACUGCAAAGCUUGCAACGCUUUGCUCCUCAAGGGGCGUUUUCUGGCGACGUGGAGCACGAUGUGGAACACCCCUCGAGGUGCCCCCAAGGCCAAGCUCACCGGACGUGGCGCACACCGUGGCAGCGCGGGCGGGCCCGCACAGCCGAAGGUCGAUGCAGCCUGCCAGACGGAGAUCCUGUCGACGCAGAAGACGGACCCUCACGAGGGUGAUGAGGGCAGCCCGCCCAUGCACUCGAGGGCAAUGGAGUCAGGUGGAAGCCCGGGCUCUGACGACCCCAACACGCCGGACAGGGCUCGACGCCUGUCGCAGGAGAGCUCCUUGGAUCCUUCCACCUGGCCAGUCUUUGGAAUGACCAACGAUGGCUUCGGGAUCACAACAAAGGAGGGUCACCUGGAUGUGGAAAAGUCUGCCUCCUUUGGUUUCCACCGACCAGAGAACGCCUCAGCGUUGGAGUCCAUCUUGGAGGGAAAGGUGUCCGAGUCACGGAUUCGCAGCGAGCUUGAAGAGGCGCUGCAGAAAGCGCACGAGGAGAACGAGUCCCUCCGACAGCUGUGCGGGGACUUCAUCGUCUGGGCCCAUCACCUGGAGGAAGGAACUGAAGCACUCGAGGAGCCGAGUGAGAGCUUGGGGCACGAGCACCUGAUCUGCGAGGCGAGGCGCUGCUUGGAGCUGGCACGCGAGCGCUUGGAACUCCGUGAACAGCUGAAGGAGGUGGUGGAGGGCCAGCUGAAAGCUCUUCGCUUGGGCCACGAGAUGAUGAAACUCGAGGCGAAGGCGAUGCGACGCUGUUUGGACAAGAGUGGCGUGCUGCCGGCGGUGGAGGUGGAAGAAGAGCUCCGCCGCAGCGGCGCUCAAGUCAUCGAAGCUCGCGGCGUCUCGCGCUCCGAGACUCUGACGACCGCGCAUUCCGCUCGAAGUUCGACGAGCCGCUCCCCUGCGCCCCGUGCCGCUUCCGGCAGCCGGAGUGGCAGUCAAGGAGCCCCGCGCGGGCGUAGUCCCCCCGCCCGCAAGACGGGGGCGGGAGUCAUGCGGACGAAGGAAGUGCCAGUGCCUACAGCUGUGGAUGGGCCUAGCGCUGUGGUGCGGCGUGGUGGGGAGUUCCAGAAUCUCUUCCAGGCAGCUUUGAAGGAUACAAGUCCUACACAACAAGCCUUGCGUUCCUUGCAGGCCUUGCUACGUGUGGAACCCUUGGGCUUCCAAGACUAUGUGGACCCGGGCAGUGCCAAUGGCUCUGCCUUGAGUGCGGCAGUUCGGAGUGGCAAAGUGGAAGUGGUGAAGGUCUUGCUGAAAGCGAAGGCAGAUUGCAAUGAUCGAGAUGAUAAGGGCGUGAGCCCCCUGCAUCUCGCCGCCUUUGAUGGCCACUCAGAGCUUUGUCAACGGCUCCUGGUCGCCCGGGCGGACCUGGACGCCUGCGAUCGUCAUGGCCAGACCCCUCUCUUUUUCGCACCUGAUAAGGAGGUGUGUCGGCUCUUGGUGGAGCGGAAAGCGGAUUUGCAGAUCCUGAACCGCCGGGGGCAGUCGGCCCUGCACAUGGCGGGCCGCGCUGGGCUUCAUGAGGCGCGUCGAGGGUUUUGA
Durusdinium trenchii is the source of this 4346-nucleotide messenger RNA. NCBI's taxonomy places the organism in Eukaryota, Dinophyceae, Suessiales, Symbiodiniaceae. The record is from the annotation of a GenBank genome assembly.